GGAAGAGAAGGAUAGCGGCGUUCGUUCUGUCUGUUGGUGAUAAAAAAACAAUAGAGACGCAACGUCUGUGUUCGGGUUGCAUCUUUCUUUGUGGCAACGACUCAAAGUGUGCGCAACACUUUGUUCCACUUUAGUGUGUGAAUGAGAAGGAGGUGGAGGAGGGCAGGUGGCAGGCAGGGAGGGGUCCUCUGGCGGUCGGAUGGAGCCCGUCUGUGUGGCCAUGGGUGAUGUGUCGAAAAAAGCGUCUUCUCGGAACGUAGCUGUAGAGAGGAAGAACCUCAUCACCGUGUGCAGAUUUUCGGUGAAGACUCUCUUGGAGAAAUACACGGCCGAGCCCAUUGAUGACUCAUCAGAGGAGUUCAUCAAUUUUGCAGCCAUUUUGGAGCACAUCCUCAGCCACCGCUUUAAAGGCGGUGGAAGCUGGUUCGAUGGCCAGAGAAGUUUCUGGGACUUCAUCCGAAUGGCUUGUGCCAAAGUGCCCAACAGCUGCAUUCCCAGCAUCGAGAGCAUGGAAAAUAUCAGCCCCUCACGAGCUAAAGGCCGAGCCUGGAUGAGAGUUGCUCUGAUGGAGAAGAGAUUGUCGGAAUAUGUCUCAACUGCAUUGAGGGACAUUAGGACCACAAGGCGGUUCUACGCAGAGGGCUCCAUCAUGCUAAGGGAAGAAGCUACCGUGCUAACUGGGAUGCUAAUAGGCCUCGGAGCUAUAGACUUUAGUUUCUGUCUUAAAGGGGAAGCCUUGGAUGGCAAAUCCUCUGCAGUUGUUGACUACACUCCAUAUUUGAAAUUUACACAAAGCUACGAUUACCUGAGCGACGAUGACGACGACAGACGGAGUGUUGACAGCAGCACGAGUGAUGACAGUGCCCCCGAGCAUCCGUACGUCCCCCUAGUCCCCGACGAGGAGAGCUGGAGCACCAAGUGUCGCAAGAUGGAGCAGAGGUUCAAGAUUGUCAACGCGCAGAAGAGUUACUUAGAGGAGUUGGUGCGUCUGCGUGAGUCCCAGCUGAAGAACACCGAGGCGGAGAACAAGAGGCUCAAAGCCCACCUGGAAGCGCUCCACGGCCAGAGCCAGCAGGAGAAGAAGGAGCUGGAAGACGUCGUCCUGGAACUGCAGGAGCAACUGACAAGUUUGAUUCCAUGUGACACCAGCCACUUGGCCAAAGACCUAACCAUCCCCUUAGUGAACCAAUGGCCUCUACUUGAACCCUACAGCAGCCAGGAUGAUGUCAAGCUCUUCCGCAGGAGUUUUCCCAGCACAGAGCUGCUGUCAGUAGAGAUCAGCCUGGAUUCAGAUCCCCCAAGGACGGAGGGGAAGCAGAACGGAGGGGCCUGGUGCACAGAAAAGGCCUACACACCCUCCCUCAUGGGACUUUGUGGCUCCUUGGGUUCCUUUCCAAGCUGCAAGUCUCUCUCAAGCCUCAAGUCCAGUGAGUGCCUGGUGAACAUCAGCACUGACAACAGUCCUGCACUCUCUCCCAGCUAGGGGGCGUCAAAGCCAACACUUUACAGACAAUACAGCUUGAAAGAAAACACAAAAAAAACCUCCAUUAUUAUCUGAAUGGACGCUCCUCUUUUGUCACCUCUUUCUUUCUUCACUCCAAACAUGUCUUUGUCUGUGAAAGCGAGUCCAAAAAGCUAUUGUACUGCCUCUCAUUAUCAUACAUGUGUCUUCAAUGUCCAUGUUAUCAUCUUUCCACUUAAUCUCUUUAUCCUGACAUAAUAGUAGCAGCGCAGGAUAGAUGAACUGGUCAAACUGAUAAAGUACUGCAAUGAUGUCAAACAAAAACACAUUUUUGAGAGUUUAGUUUAGGAUUACUGCAUAUGAGCAUGCAAUUAGUAUGCAAUUCAUUAGUGUAAACAAAUGAAUUGCACACUAAUACAUGGUGCAUUGUGGCUAUGCUGGAUGAAUGUUUACAUUGUCAAUGUCCAUAGACAUUUUUCACCGGGGUGACCAAGGAGAGACCAUUACUCACAUAGGGGGUGGCAAUAAGUUGAUAACUGAAAUGACUAGAUGGCCAUUGGUGUCCUCAUUGUUUCACCUGCUCUUUUUUUUAAUGGAAUUAUAUCAUUAUUAAUUUAUUUAACGACUCAGCAUCAUGUAGUCCUGUAGUUGUUGCAGUGAGAGCUAUUAUGGGCUGUCUUGACGUAUUUAAAUGCAAUAAACCUGCCUUUUUUCUGAACAAAUGUGUUCAGUAAGAGUGUUGACUGACUUCCUAAAAGCAUUAGAGCUGCUGCAGUAGGUCCUCAAAAACAGCAUAAUACUCCAUUUGUGCAUAGAGGGUCUGUGAUUACUGUUUUUGCAGUGAUUAUUGUCAUAUAAAGGAUUUUGCCAUAUCAUUUUUUUUUUGGCAGAAGCUUAAAAUACAGCAUUGUUCCUGUCUUUUUGAAGAUCUUUCAAUAGGAGUAAGUUCUUAAACAGUGUAGAGCGCUCCUGUUACUGUAUAUAGGAGAGCUUUGACUGAGAAGAUAACUGCAGAGAAAAAGAUGUGGACAAAUAAGAGAUAAAAAUACUGCCAUUUUGGGGCUGGGUCUGACACACAUACAAUACAAUUAGUAUUACAGUAUUUUUUGCACUAUAAGUCGUUUACAUAAAACUGUUUAUGUUACAUAAACACUGGACACCUUUUCUGUUCAUGUUUAUUUUUCAUGUAGCUGAAUAACCAUUGUGUUAUUAUUGUGUUAUUAUAUCUUACAUCUAUUCAGCCUGUUCUCUAUUCUUUUAUUAAUGUUAGAACUUGCAUUCCAAGAUGACGUCAUGUCUGUUUUGGUCAAGUUGUAGUUUGGAAAAUAAAUUACCCACAAAAAAUGCGACUCAUACUCCGAUGCGACUUAUGUAUGCUUUUUUUUUUUUUUUUACCUAAUUAUGCAUUUUUGGCCUUGUGCGACUUAUACUCCAGUGCGACUUAUGUAUGUUUUUUUCUACCUAAUUAUGCAUUAUUGGCCUUGUGCGACUUAUAGUCCAGAAAAUACGGUAAUAAUAAU
Doryrhamphus excisus (bluestripe pipefish) is the source of this 2982-nucleotide messenger RNA. RefSeq names its product RUN domain containing 3Ab (gene rundc3ab). NCBI's taxonomy places the organism in Eukaryota, Metazoa, Chordata, Actinopteri, Syngnathiformes, Syngnathidae. The record is from RefSeq and is a predicted model, not a curated record.